CGCCGCAGUAAAGGGGGCAGCUGGCCGCCUUGGUGUGGCCAGGGGGUUGGCCGGCACCCGGGGAGAAGGGCACAUUUGCAGGCUUUCCGAGGUCCUCGCCCAGCUGGAGGACACCAGCCUGUAGCUACGGGAACCCCAGGAAAACAGAGGGCUCCAAAGGUCACGGGCACGAUGCUUCGGGUCCUGGUGGGGGCUGUCCUCCCCGCCAUGCUGCUGACUGCUCCACCGCCCAUCAACAAGCUGGCACUGUUCCCGGAUAAGAGCGCCUGGUGCGAGGCCAAGAACAUCACCCAGAUCGUGGGCCACAGCGGCUGUGAGGCCAAGUCCAUCCAGAACAGGGCGUGCCUGGGACAGUGCUUCAGCUACAGCGUUCCCAAUACCUUCCCGCAGUCUACAGAGUCCCUGGUGCACUGCGACUCGUGCAUGCCGGCCCAGUCCAUGUGGGAGAUCGUGACCUUGGAAUGCCCUGGCCAUGAGGAGGUGCCCAGGGUGGACAAGCUGGUGGAAAAGAUCCUGCACUGCAGCUGCCAGGCCUGCGGCAAGGAGCCCAGUCACGAGGGGCUGAGCGUCUACGUGCAGGGCGAGGACGCGCAGGGCUCCCAGCCCGGCCUCCACUCCCACCCGCACCCUGGCGGGCAGACCCCCGAGGCCGAGGAUCCCCCUGGGGCCCCCCAUGCAGAGGAUGAGGGGGCUGAGGACUGAGGCCCCCGACUCUUCCUCCCCUCUCGUUCCCCGUGGAAUGUGGGGUCUCACCCUCCCGGGGAAGAGUUGGGAGAGAGGCUGAAGCCCCCCUUUGGCACUGGAUGGACUUGGAUUCAGACUUGGACUUGGAAUGCUUCCCGGUUGCCACGGAGAUCUGAAGGGGGUGGGACUGGCGCCAAGCUGCACAAUUUAAUAUAUUCACAAGUUGGGGGGAGGAAGCAGAGGUCUUCAGGGUUCUUUAUCGGAGGGGGGUUCUCUUCUCUUCUGCCUCCUAGACAUGUGCCCUGGGGAGGGGGAUAGUUGGCUAAGCUGCUGAGUUGGGGUGAGGCCGUCCAAGA
This is a messenger RNA of Lipotes vexillifer (Yangtze River dolphin), 1040 nucleotides long. It is a transcript of the gene NBL1, whose product is annotated as NBL1, DAN family BMP antagonist. The transcript is spliced from 4 exons. The record is from RefSeq and is a predicted model, not a curated record. Gene Ontology annotation, molecular function: receptor ligand activity; BMP binding. Gene Ontology annotation, biological process: animal organ morphogenesis. The coding region runs from base 172 to 702 and encodes 176 amino acids. Lineage: Eukaryota; Metazoa; Chordata; Mammalia; Artiodactyla; Lipotidae.